Messenger RNA from Dunckerocampus dactyliophorus (ringed pipefish), 1279 nucleotides. RefSeq names its product doublesex- and mab-3-related transcription factor A1-like. NCBI's taxonomy places the organism in Eukaryota, Metazoa, Chordata, Actinopteri, Syngnathiformes, Syngnathidae. The transcript is spliced from 2 exons. Bases 61 to 1167 code for a protein of 368 amino acids. Gene Ontology annotation, molecular function: protein binding; DNA-binding transcription factor activity, RNA polymerase II-specific; RNA polymerase II cis-regulatory region sequence-specific DNA binding. The record is from RefSeq and is a predicted model, not a curated record. Gene Ontology annotation, biological process: regulation of transcription by RNA polymerase II; sex differentiation. Gene Ontology annotation, cellular component: nucleus.
CUGAGGUCCAGGCUGCCAGUUCCAGCAGACGUCCUGACUCUGCACUGAAGUCCUCUCGCCAUGGACGCCAGCACCAGACCCUUCAGCCUGACCGGCUUAAAGGUGACCCCGGCCUUGCUGCACCCUCCUCCUCCUCCACCACCACCACACCUUUUCCUCCGGGCUCCAGUGCUGGAGCGAGGAUACCCACGGACUCCCAAGUGCGCCCGGUGCCGCAACCACGGCAUGGUGUCUGCCCUCAAGGGCCACAAGCGUUUUUGCCGCUGGAGGGACUGUGUGUGCGCCAAGUGUACCCUCAUAGCAGAGAGGCAGCGGGUGAUGGCGGCGCAGGUGGCCCUCAGAAGGCAGCAGGCACAGGAGGAGAAUGAGGCCAGGGAGAUCCGCCUUUUGUACCCUGCAGGAGGGGCGCCGAUCACUGGUGUGCCUGGGCAGCCUGCAGGCUCACCAUUGGGGCCCGAGAUGCACACUACAAGGAACCACUCAUCUGAUUUUGAUGUUUUCAGAACAGAGAGCUCCAAAGAUGAUGACAGCCUGAGCAAGCACGCUUACAACGCAUUCAUGGUCCAACCCCUCAUGGCUCCACCCACUUCAAGGCCCACAGCCCCAGACAAGGACAAUUUGAUGACAGACCAGCGUACAGCAAGCCCCACGUCGGUAUCUUCCGAUGCGGAUUCGGGUAGCGAGUUGGAGAAACCUAAGGACUACCACAUGCCAAGUCUAGAUCGGGAACCAGCCGAAAUCUUAGCCAAGAUCUUCCCCCAUCAGAAACGUGACACCCUUGAGACUACCGUAAGAUCAUGCAAAGGCGACAUUGUGAAGUCCAUCGAGUUGGUGCUAACCGCCAAAGAUAGCAAUCCGACUCAGAAGCCAUCGCAGGAAUCCGCUUUCUCGCCAGUCUACAUGCCACCCGUAGUUGGAGAUUACGGGCUAACCCCCCACCUUGGAGUCAAUCCCUUACGACUUGCCUACUCGACUGCGGCAAACGCUAGCAUGGCUGGUUUUAUGUCACCAUAUGUGACGUCCGGACUGAUGCCAGUGUUUCCGCUGCGCCCUCCAUCCUUGGACGCGUACUCGUUCCCCAGUGUGAUCCGAGACCUUUCGUACCUUCAGAGUAAAGAGUUGCUCUGCAGCGCAAGUCUGUACAAACGUCUGACCAAUGACAAGUGAUCGUUUUUAAAGCCCUUUCUUGUUUCAGGUAGCAAGUCAAACAUCAAGCUUAUGUUUGUUGUGCAUGUACAUCUUGUACAAAGUCAUUUGUAACAUGAAUAAAACUUUUAAA